Molecule: messenger RNA, 438 nt
Organism: Mangifera indica (mango)
Lineage: Eukaryota; Viridiplantae; Streptophyta; Magnoliopsida; Sapindales; Anacardiaceae
Product: TMV resistance protein N-like
Exons: 2
Coding region: 1-438 (145 amino acids)
Biological process (GO): signal transduction
Source: RefSeq, a predicted model, not a curated record
AUGGCUUCCUCUUCCUCUUCUUCUUCUUCUUCUUCUUCUUUUUAUUCCACUACUCCUAAACCAAAAUACAAAGUCUUUAUUCGUUUCCGAACUGGGGACACCCGGACCAGCUUUACCAGUCAUCCGUAUGAAGAACUGUGCAGGGAAAAUAUUGCUACUUUUAUUGAAGAUAAACUUAUCGAAGGAGAUCAAAUUCCUUCAACUCUUUUCUAUGGAAUCAAACAAUCGAAGAUCUCGGUUGUCAGUUUCUCUGAACCAUAUGCUUCCUCCAUAUGGUGUCUCGAAGAACUCGAAAAGAUUCUCGAGCGCAAUUACCAGUAUCGAUCUUCUGAGCUUGAAGAACGGUUUAAGGAUGAUCGAGAGAGGUUGCAGAGAUGGAGGAUCUCUCUGAGGGCUGCAGCCAACACAUCUGGCUUCGAUUCAAAUAUCUGUAGGUAG